Messenger RNA from Carlito syrichta (Philippine tarsier), 1445 nucleotides. RefSeq names its product protein FAM19A1. Gene Ontology annotation, molecular function: receptor ligand activity. The record is from RefSeq and is a predicted model, not a curated record. The transcript is spliced from 3 exons. Bases 1 to 336 code for a protein of 111 amino acids. Lineage: Eukaryota; Metazoa; Chordata; Mammalia; Primates; Tarsiidae. Gene Ontology annotation, biological process: neuroblast differentiation; regulation of neuroblast proliferation.
AUGGCCACGGAGUUAUUUCUGAUCAACGUCCUUAUUAUUUCUCUCUUGCCAGAAGGAGGGACAUGUGAAGUGAUAGCAGCACACCGAUGUUGUAACAAGAAUCGCAUUGAGGAACGGUCACAAACAGUCAAGUGUUCCUGUCUACCUGGGAAAGUGGCUGGAACAACAAGAAACAGACCUUCCUGUGUCGAUGCCUCCAUAGUGAUUGGGAAAUGGUGGUGUGAGAUGGAGCCUUGCUUAGAGGGAGAAGAAUGUAAGACACUCCCUGACAAUUCUGGAUGGAUGUGUGCUACAGGCAACAAAAUUAAGACCACAAGAAUUCACCCAAGAACCUAACAGAAGCAUUUGUGAUAGUAAAAAAAAGCAACCCUGUGGAAAACACAUUUUGAAAAUUUAAAACAUCUUACACAUUUACAAGCCAAAUGGAUUUCUUAUUUGCACUUUUACUGGUUACCAGAAAAUCACAGUGCGUUUACUGUGUAUAAUGAGAUAUCCUACAGUGAGAAGACUCAGAGAUUUUGGCAACACCAUGGAAAGUGGGUUUUUAAAAAGGGUUUUCUCAGUGGAAUUUUUUGGGAUCAUGAAGAACGAUCAACUAUCUUCUAAUUUGAAUCUAUAGUUACUUUGUACCAUUUGAAAUAUAUGUAUAUAUAUAAUAUUUUGAAAUAUUAUAUAUUCUCUUCAAGAAAUGAACAGUACCACAGUUUGAGAUGGCUGGUGUACCCCUUUGAGUUUUGGAUGUUUUGUCUGUUUUGUUUGUUUGUAAUUUCUUUUUUUUCUAUCGGCAAGGAAGAUAUGUGCCCUUUUGAAAAUUCAAGAUGGUACUGACACUGGAAAGCCAGCUAGAGGUGGACUCCUGGAAUUCGAGGCAUCAUAAUAAUAUUGAAUCAAGAGCUUCUGUUUCUACCGGAUGGCCCAAGGAAGCGCAUCGUCCUGUUUUAUUGCUUUCUACCCUGUGAAAUAUUAGCAUGCAAGCUUGGCUUACAUAACCAUAUGUUAUAUUCAAUUGAUAUGUAAUAACCGUUCUAACCUCUUCCAGGAAACUAUUUUUAGAACUACUAGCUUUUCCACAUAUAACAAAAUGAGGAUUCUUGAGGGAGCUACUCCACCAUACUAUUAAGACUCUGGCAGAGUUAUGGUAGGAUAUGGAUCCCUGCAUUAGUAAGUCCUGUAAAUACAAUGUCUUAAGGCUUUGUAUAGCUGUCCUAGACUGCAGAAAUGUCCUCUGAUUAAAUCCAAAGUCUGGCAUCAUUGACUACAUAGUGCUGUAGCAACAAGUCUUAUCAUGGCACCUCUUUCUAUGUUUGAUUUGCUUUUUCCAAGAGUAUUUAGAUCUCCUCUGGUGAGAUAGGAAGGCUACGAAAGCAAUUAGAUUUCAGAAUGAUCUACGUGACCAAAUGUUGGACAGCCCUAUUAAAGUGGUAAAUAACUUCUUUCUAAACCUA